This is a messenger RNA of Verruconis gallopava, 587 nucleotides long. RefSeq lists its product as uncharacterized. NCBI's taxonomy places the organism in Eukaryota, Fungi, Ascomycota, Dothideomycetes, Venturiales, Sympoventuriaceae. The record is from RefSeq and is a predicted model, not a curated record. Bases 97 to 564 code for a protein of 155 amino acids. The transcript has 2 exons.
CCCAUCUUACGUCAUUGGAGACAGUCACGAUUCAACAAACACUCAGCCUUCUUUUCAGCCUUCUCGAGCUCUUGAUUCACCCUAUUUUUUUAGACCAUGGAGCCAACACUGCCUCGCGUUGCCAUCACGUACUGCACGCAGUGCAAGUGGAUGUUGCGCGCUGCGUACUUCGCACAGGAGCUUCUCUCCACCUUCGGCACAACCAUCGGCGAGAUCGCCCUGAUUCCGGCCACCGGGGGAAUCUUCACCGUGAGCCUGACGUACAAGCGUGAGGGCUCGGCCGAGGGGCCCAAGGACGAAGCACAAGCUACGACGGUGCUGCUCUGGGAUCGGAAGGAAGAGGGCGGAUUCCCAGAAACGAAAAUUCUGAAGCAGCGCGUACGCGACCAUCUCGACCCGAAGCGAAGCCUGGGGCAUUCGGACACUCCAGCAAAGUCGUCGAAACAAGCGGCAGGGACCGUGGCUACCGAGGAGAAAGCUGCAGGCCUUGAGAAGAACAGCAGGGUGGAAGCGGGGGUGGUGCUGCGCGCCGACGGGACAGUGUGCGAAGAUUGCAACCCGUAGAGCUGCAGCUAGAUCAAUGCAGA